This is a messenger RNA of Zingiber officinale, 3223 nucleotides long. Its product is annotated as pumilio homolog 9-like. The record is from RefSeq and is a predicted model, not a curated record. Gene Ontology annotation, biological process: post-transcriptional regulation of gene expression. The transcript has 7 exons. Gene Ontology annotation, molecular function: mRNA binding. The coding region runs from base 398 to 2893 and encodes 831 amino acids. Gene Ontology annotation, cellular component: cytoplasm. NCBI's taxonomy places the organism in Eukaryota, Viridiplantae, Streptophyta, Magnoliopsida, Zingiberales, Zingiberaceae.
UCUCUCUCUCUCUCUCUAGCACUGCCCGCAUAAGAAGUGUCAUAUGUAGUAUUUGGAAUUUGGAAAAGAGUAGGCGAAGCGGAGAGGAGAUUGCUUUGCUGCCCUACUCAAUAAAAGUCCCACCUUUGUCGCGUCUCCUCCUCCUCCUCAACGCCGCUACAUCUCUGCCGCCCCUCUUUGUCCUCCCGAUCCCAAUCGCUCGCUCAAUUCAGCCCCGCGAUGCGUCGUCUGCUCGUCUUCCUGCAUUUGCUUGCACUGGCUUGAUGAGGCAUUUGCUUCCAGUUUGUGCUAAUAAUUCCAUACGAUUUGGUUUCUAUGGCUUGUGAAGGUUAAUCGACAGUUUCCCGUGAGUUGAGCUGAUGUUUGGUGCGUUUUGUGAGAUCCAAGCCCUUGCAAUAUGGAAGUAGGAAACACUGUUCAAGACUAUGAUGAUUUAGACAAGCUUCUUAGGGAGAUACCAAAUGCUACUACAGAAAAUCUUAACGAUAGUCUACCAGUCCAUAGCAGUGCCUUGCUUGGAUGCCAAACAAAUUCUGCAUAUCAGCUUAAAAAUCCUUCUUCAAGUAGUUUGUGUGACUUGUUCAAUACUUCUCAAGCUGCAAAAGCCAAUGGCAAAAAUUCUUUGGAUGGCAACUCUUUGAUUAAAACACCAUUCAGUCAGGAUAAUUCUCAUAACUACUAUCAAACGUUGGGUGCAAGCGUUGAUCAAGAUACACUCAUAUUGCCAGAUGAACAAUCCUUAACUUUGGCAUUCCAGGAUAUGAGCUUUAAGGAUACGAUUUUAGGCAAGUUAGAUAAUCUGCAUUUGGAAGGCCAUCAAGUAUCAGUUAAUCACCCUUUGUCACCGGAUGCAAAUUAUUCAGCAGACCUAAAUAACGUCUCUUCUGGACCUGAGUUGACUGAGAUUCCAAUUAUUGUGCCACAUUCAGUGCCAAGGGCAGUGCAUCCGUCCAUUCUGGAAUCAGAAGAUCACACUACUUUCCACACAAAUCUUGAGCCUAAUAUACAAGAUAGAGCAGUUGGACAUACUGAUCCAGUGUUCUUUAAGAACAAUUGCCAUCACCCUAUGAAUGUGUUAGGUGAUUACACUAGGGAAUGGCAAGACUUCCCAAAUUGCUCUUCUUCGAUGCCUGUAAAUCCUGGAAUCCGUUCCAUUUCAAUGCCUAAUGUUCCUAUUCAGGGGUUUGAGAUUCCAGCCUCGCAACUACAGCAACAAUUCUGCAGGGAUUCCUCAUGCUCUGAUAAUGUCCAUCAUCAGCAUGUAAGUCAAUUUAUGCAGUUUUGCAAUGUGGAGUAUGAGAGAACCUAUAGAAGUAAUCUUGAGUUUCAUCAUCAAUGUCGAGAUGGGCAUGCUCAAAGAGGGGCAAACAUGGGUACUUGGCUUUUAUCUAGCAAUGAACUGCAGCCCCAAUUUUGCAUGUCCCUUCGUCAUCAGGCUGGACAGGUGAAUUUAGAUCCUUGCCAAAAUGUUAAUAUGGCCAAGGGAAGAUAUAAUCAGUUGAGUCCUUUGCCUAGAAGUGGUAACCUUGGUAGAUACCAUCUUAAUGGAUAUUCCGGUCAGUACGACAGCUUUAUGAUUCCAAACCGGAUGAAAGAACCAUCUCGUUUUCUAUGUAAUAAUAGCAUAAGUUCCCAUGGACAUGGAGUUCUGGACAGAUUUGGUGAACAAAUAUUUCCUGAAAAAUUUGUGACAAAAUUACACGGAGGGAAUUCGUUACGAUUUUCUGAAUCUGGUUCUAAUGGAUGUGAUCAACUGACCCAACCCACUGACAACACAAGGAGGUUUAGUCCUAAUACUAAGCUCAGCUGCAUAUUUCAGUUUGAUCGUGCCCUAAACUUGGAUCUUUCAAGAUUCCAAGGUUCCUUUCUUGAGAAUUCCAAUCAGAAAAUGGAAUCUUCAUCACCACAAUUCAAAAGUGAUUCAUUAAACAAUCUGAUUGGUCAAAUACAUUUGUUAGCUAAGGAUCAGAAUCACUGCCGUUCCUUGCAGAGCAUAUUUGAUAAGGGAAAACGUGAAGAUUUUGAUAAGAUAUUUCUUGCACUCAUCGAUCAUGUUAUUGAUCUGAUGACUGAUCAGUUUGGAAACUAUUUUCUUCAGAAGCUUAUUGAGGUUUGUAAAGAGGAUCAAAUAACACACAUGAUUUUUAAAAUUUCCCAGAGUGAUGGUGAACUCCUUCGAAUCUCCUGCAAUCAACAUGGAACUCGUGUAGUACAAAAGAUAGUGGAAACUAUGAAAAAUGAAGAGCAAUAUUCUAUGAUUGUUUCAGCUCUAAAACCUGAUUUUGUCUCUCUGAUAAAGAAUGCCAAUGGUAGUCAUGUUGCACAACGCUGUCUGGAAUACCUUUCACCUAGAUUCAGAGAGUUCCUUUUUGAACCUGCAGUUGCUAACUGCAUUGAGCUAGCAAGAGAUCGUCAAGGCUGUUGUGUGCUUCAGAAAUGCAUGACAGAGUUGGAUGGGGAGCAGAAACUACGUUUAAUUUCCAAGCUUGUUGCUCAAGCUCGUGUCCUUUCGGAAGAUCCUUACGGGAACUAUGUGGUACAAUUCAUCCUUGGCCGAGGGAUCCCAUGGGCAACUACUAAGAUAUUGGACCAACUGAAGGGUCAUUUUCAUAGGUUAUCUAUUCAGAAAUAUAGUAGCAAUGUCAUCGAGAGGUGCCUCAAAUACGCAGGGGCUGAAAGACUUGCCGAUAUCAUUUAUGAGUUGAUUAAUGAUCCUCGUUUUGUUGAGAUCGUGCAGGAUCGAUUUGGGAAUUUUGUGGUUCAAUCUGCAUACAGAGAAUGCAAGGGGGCGAUUCGAGCUGCUUUGAGCAAUGCGAUCAUACGGCUUGAACCCCUGCUCCGUGUUAAUCCUUAUGGUAAAAAGGUGCUCUCCAGCACCUGUUAUGGUAAAUAACUUGUAUCAUUCUACUGGCAACCACCUGGAUUUUGGCAUCAUUUUUGCAACAGGCCUCGAAAGCAAAUAACUGUAUGAUAUGUAACACAGAAAGGAGUUCCAGAGAUUCAGAAAUCAACUUCCAAACUAUGACAAAAUAGCACUGAAGUUCUAUAGUAUUUCUUUUUUGUUAAAACAUAUUGCUUAUAGGUUUCGCUAUCUGCUAUUUAUCUAUCAAGGGUAGUCUUGUUGCCAAUGGGCAGGCGAGUUAUAUACCAAAAUGCUUGUUAUUUUUGUUGGUUAUUUCUCCGAGCGUUGCGCUUAACCUUUGUAGUAACUCCGUGUUUGGAU